Messenger RNA from Populus euphratica (Euphrates poplar), 1067 nucleotides. It is a transcript of the gene COS1, whose product is annotated as 6,7-dimethyl-8-ribityllumazine synthase / DMRL synthase / lumazine synthase / riboflavin synthase. NCBI's taxonomy places the organism in Eukaryota, Viridiplantae, Streptophyta, Magnoliopsida, Malpighiales, Salicaceae. Gene Ontology annotation, cellular component: riboflavin synthase complex; intracellular anatomical structure. The coding region runs from base 101 to 769 and encodes 222 amino acids. The record is from RefSeq and is a predicted model, not a curated record. Gene Ontology annotation, molecular function: 6,7-dimethyl-8-ribityllumazine synthase activity. The transcript has 8 exons. Gene Ontology annotation, biological process: riboflavin biosynthetic process.
AUUCCAGAGUGAGUGACGUCAAGUAGAAGUAGGGUUUUGAAUAUUCAAGGUUCUUCCCAUUUUCUUUUGUCAAUCUUAAGAGAAUCAAAAGAAAAGGGAAAUGGUUUUACUGUCUGCUUCAACGAAAGAUUUAUUAUCGAAUUCUGUUCACUUUUGUCAUCAUCAAAAUCGAAGCUUUUCGCUUCUCUAUCAGAAACCACCACGGCUCUCCUUUUCCUCAUCAUCUUCUAUUGGGUUUGGGACGACUAGCAUUGGCUUUGAGAGGAAAGAGCGGUCGUCCAUUGUGGAAACAGCAGCUGUUAGGCAUUUGGAAGGCUCAGUUACCAAAACUGAGGGGUUUCGCUUUGCUGUGGUCGUGGCUAGGUUCAAUGAGAUUAUUACCAGGCCACUUUUAGAAGGAGCUGUUGCGACUUUCAAGAAAUAUUCAGUCAAGGAAGAAGACAUUGAUGUUGUGUGGGUUCCUGGUAGUUUUGAAAUAGGCAUUGUUGCAGAACGGUUAGGCAAGUCAGGAAAAUAUCAUGCAGUGGUGUGUAUUGGAGCUGUGGUAAGAGGUGACACCACUCACUAUGAUGCUGUUGCUAAUUCAGCAGCAUCUGGCGUGCUUUCUGCUGGUUUAAAUUCAGGGGUUCCAUGUAUAUUUGGUGUUCUGACAUGUGAGGACAUGGAACAGGCGAUAAAUCGAGCUGGUGGCAAAUCUGGGAAUAAGGGUGCUGAGGCUGCUUUGACAGCUAUUGAGAUGGCGUCCUUGUUUGAGCACCAUCUAAAGUAACAAGACUGUUACUUUGAGGAGAGUUAUGUGAAAUCCUGUAUCCCUCCUGGGAAUGUCUGUACUGUGUAGAUUUCUUUUUCUUCAAAACAGUUGAAAUUUUUAUGUGCUCAGAAGUUGGUGAAAAAACAAAAGUGCAGCCUAAAUAUCUCAGAUGAUAGUCAGCUAUUUGUCGGCUGCAAGAAAUUGACUUCAUACCUGAAAUUGCACUGGCAAUUGAAGAUAGCAUGUUUGAUGUUGUAAAAACACAGAACUAUGCUAACUGCUCAUUUGCCUUAACAUGUCAAACGGAUGGUUUUUU